AGAGGGCAAAGUGAAAAAUCUGGUCAAAUUGAUUUGGGUUGGAGGGAGAAAUCUGGGAAAUUGGUAAAGUGAAAUUGACAAUGUGGAGAUAGAGAUAGAGAUAGAGAUAGAGAGAUCGAAGAGAAAGAAAACGAGGCAGAUUCCAAUACGAAUAUGAAGAGUGGCGUUUCAUCGUCGUACGCCAUUCCGGUUCCGGCCAAGCGAAGAUGGAGAGGUCUCGUCAUUGCGGUACUCGCCUUAGUCUUCCUUUCAAUGCUCCUCCCUCUCGUCUUCCUCCUCGGCCUCCACAACGGCUUCCACUCCACUUCCGGUUAUGGCACUGACCACCGCAACUCAGCCCCGACUCGCAUUAAAAUGUUCGAUCAACAUAAUACAACAAAUCAACCCAAGGAAGACAAAUCAAAUCACGUGGAUGCUAUUAUAAAAAGAUUUACUCCAACUCUUCCAAAGGGUUUUGGGAAUGCAUCUUUAAAGGCAACUGGAAAUGGCACAAAUGGAUAUCCCGUGCCAAUUGAUUUACCAAUACCAGCCAAAAAGACAAGUGGAUCUCUUGAUAGAGACAAAGUCCGUGACAAUACAAUUGCUGUGGACGAGAGUGAAAUGAUUUGUCAAUUGAAAUUCGGGAGUUACUGCUUGUGGCGCCGAGAACAGAGGGUGAAAAUGGAAGACAGUGUUGUGAAGACGAUGAAAGACCUACUUUUUGUUGCUCGCGCUUACUAUCCAAGUAUUGCAAAACUUCCAAAGUUUGAUAAAUUGUCUCAGGAAAUGAAGCAAAACAUUCAGGAUUUUGAACGCAUUCUUAGCGAAGCUACCACAGACAAAGAUCUCCCCCCUCAGAAUAAGCAGAAGAUAAAGAUGAUGGAGGCUACAAUUGCUAAAGCUAAGGCAUGCCCUGUGGACUGUAAUAAUGUUGAUAAAAAGUUUAGACAGCUGGUAGACUUGACAGAAGAUGAAGCUAAUUUCCACAUGAAGCAGAGUGCCUUUCUCUAUAAACUUGCAGUUCAAACAAUGCCAAAGAGUCUCCAUUGUUUAUCGAUGAGAUUAACGGUCGAGUAUUUCAGAUCUUUUGACAUUGAUGACAAAAUGAUCGAGAAAUUUGUCAAUCCAGACUUGCACCACUACGUCAUCUUCUCCAAGAAUGUACUUGCAUCAUCUGUAGCUAUCAAUUCAACUGUAGCACAUGCACAAGGAAGUGAGAAACUGGUUUUCCAUCUACUGACAGACAAGGAAAACUUUUUUGCUAUGAAGUUAUGGUUUUUCAGAAACAAGUAUGCGGAUGCUGCUGUUCAGGUUCUGAACAUUGAGGACCUUAAGUUCUAUAAUUAUCACAAGGCAGCACCAUUACAUCUGUCAUUGCCUGAAGACUUUCGAGUUUCAUUUCGUAGGGUUGAUAAACUAUCUUCUACUCAUUUUAGAACACAAUACAUAUCAAUGUUUUCGGAAUCAUUCUACUUCCUUCCUGAGAUAUUUCCAUCACUAGAAAAGGUUGUGGUCUUGAGUGAUGAUGUUAUUGUUCAGAGAGACUUGUCAGCCCUCUGGAACCUUGACAUGGGGGAGAAAGUGAAUGGUGCUGUGCAGUUGUGUGCAGUGAAGCUCUUUGACCUGAAAUCUCAUUUGCUAAGCCGUAAAUUUGAUGAAAAUUCUUGUGCCUGGACAUCUGGAGUAAAUAUUAUUGAUUUAUCGACGUGGAGGGUGCAGAAUCUUACUGGAAGAUAUCGGAGGUUGAUGGAUGAGCUGAAGGAAGAUGAACAUUUAUCUGAAACUACUGGUCUUAGUGCUGGCCUACUCACCUUUGAUAGUCUAGUAUAUCCUCUUGAGGAUAGUUGGAUCUUACCAGGUCUUGGGUAUAACUAUGGAAUUGAUUUGGAAGACCUGAAAACAGCAGCAAUAUUACAUUUUGACGGGAGCAUGAAGCCGUGGCUUGAUCUUGGCAUCCCCAGGUACAAAAGAUAUUGGAGGAAGUUUCUGGACCCACAGAAUCAGUUCUUGAGUGAUUGUAAUGUGAAUCCAUAGAAGUGACAUUGCUGCUUGCUUAUGAAAACCAGAGGUGAAAAGACUUGAGAGUACAUAUAGCAAAACCAGAUUUCAGUUUAAUGAGGUGCUGAAAAGCAGCACAAAAUAUCAAGAGCAUGCUUUUUCUGAUGAGUUGGGUUGCAAAAGAAGAACAUUUGUUUUUAACUUAGGUGGCUCCAUUGCUGAAGGUAAGAGGAGUCUAUAAAUUUUCUGAGUUGCUAAGUUGAAGAACAAUUAAUCAAGUUACUCAUGCCUAUCUAUUAGCGUGAGCAUAGAGUUAACGUCAGAGUCGAGCUGUGGUAACUGGGAGAGAGCGGUAUUAAGUUGUAUUUUUCACAUUGAAUUUCUUUCUUUCUUUGCCUGUGGAAGGAUUAGCAUUCAUGAAACCGGGAAGCCGGCUGAAAACAAGUACACGUAUUAUAUUUGAAUUACUGUUUUGAGAAAGCACUGGUUUGGUUUUGGGUUAAGUCUGUAGCGUGCGGACUAGGGUUAAUGCUCUUAGGAUGUAGUAUAUGCAUACUAUUAUUCUUGAGCAAUUGUAAUAUGGAUUCAUAGAUUCAACUUCCUUUAUUACUGAUUAUGAAUUGGCAGAAUAUAUUCUGUGCACCGGAACUUGAUUUAUGUUUAGUCGGACUGGAAGGGUAUUAUAAUUGAUGAUAUAAGGAGUAGUUGUUAGGGCACUUGCAAUGCAGCCCUAAGCUGGCUUGGUCUCGUCCUGUUGGGAUGAGCCAGCAUUGCGGGUGCCCCAUCUUGCCAAGGGGCUUGCGCCGGGGAAAGGCUGUUGAGCCAGCGUGCUAUGAAUGUGUUGUUUCUUAAUUAAGAGAUGGAGUAAAAAGUGUUGUGGGACUAUUAACAAUGAAUAGAAUAGAAGGAUAAGAAACAGUGUUGUUGGUGGCUUUAUAGUUAAAGUGAAUCAUGAUUUCUAAUUGUGGAUGAACGAAAAUGGCACAGAGUCUAAGUAAGGAGAGGAUUUUAUAAUAUUGCAUAGAGAGUAAGUGGUACUAGCAAAAUGUUGGCAAAGUGAGAUAAUGACGUCCCCCCUACUUGAGCAAUAAAAAUGAGAUAGGUUUAGGCAACCAUCUGAGAUUUAAAUAGAUGGGCGGUUAUCUAGAAGGAAUAUGUAAAUUUAGAGGUAGAGAGAGAGAGAGGAGAGUUAAUACUCAGCUUCUAACUAUCAACCACCUAGCCCGCCACCUGUAGUUUGACCGGGACUUGUGCAGAAAAGCGUGAACAUAGCAACUUUGAAAUCGCGAUCUUCAUGUAUACAGCCAAACCCACACCUACCCCAUUUCAAAUUAAUAAAUAAACACAUCAUCCCAGAUUUUAAUUUUAUUGAUUGACAAAUAGUGUGAACCUUUUUGUCAUUAGUGAUUAUAAUUAGAGAUUACACGUUAACGAAAAGUAUUACUCCCUCUGCUCUGGUACACUGUUCGUCAUUGGAAAUAAGCACAACUCAUUUUACGUAUUAUGAAAAUAGGCUUCACAUUUCAUUAAUUUUUUUCAAUUAAUUUUUUUUAUAUUUCUUAAAACACGUGCCGAACUCAAAUAACACUCCCGAGGAUGGACUGCCACCCUCGGGAGUAAUCAAUAUGAAUUUAAAACACGAUAGUAUAGUCGUAUUAAAUAGAUGUAGGUGGGAGUAGCCGUCAAAAUAUUAAGAUCUGCGAUCUCGUAUUAGUAGGCGAUCCAAUCCAAUGGAUAUUACUUGUUAGGUUGAUCAUCAAUUCAUCAUCAUAGUAGUAGCAAUUGAUGGAGACAGAAUCAUCCUCGAGAAAGCUGAUGGAGGCCGACUCGGCCAAAUCCCCCGGCCGCAUCCGGAGAGGCAGAUGCAUCUGCCUCUCCGUGACCGCGGCCCUUCUGGCCCUGGGCCUCCUCCUCCUAAUCCUCGGCCUCACCGUGUUCAAGGCCCGGCAUCCCACCACGCGGAUGGACUCCGUGGCCCUGGACGACCUCGACUUCUCGGUGGACCUCGCCCGCCUCCGCGUGGUCGUGAACGUGAGCCUGGCCCUAGGCCUCACCGUCCACAACCCGAACCGCGUCGGCUUCAAGUACCACGACGGCACGGCCCUCCUCCGCCACCGCGGCAACGAAAUAGGGGAGGUCCCCGUCCCGGCCGGGAGGAUCGGGGCGAGGGACACGCGCUCCCUCAACCUCACCCUCGCCCUGAUGGCCGACCGCAUCGUCUCGGACUCGACCCUGUUCAACGACGUCGUUUCCGGGACUUUGCCAAUCCAGGCUUACGUGAAGCUAUCCGGGAAGGUGAGGAUAGUGUUCAGCAUUCAUGUGGCGACGUACACGACCUGUGAUGUGGAUGUCAUACUCAGCAAUCGGACUCUUUCGAAUCUCAAGUGUCAUUACAGGACCAAGCUCUGAUUAUUCUGUUUUUCUUGCUAUAAUAAUAUAGAUUAGAUUGAGAUACACUGUUAAUAAUAUAGGUUAUACUACUUUACAUUCUCUAUUUUGUUCUAGUGGAUUUAAGAUGGACGGCCUUGUUUUAUUAUAUGCCAAUUUAAUGAUAUAUACUGUUUUUUUCCCCUUUAA
Messenger RNA from Salvia hispanica, 4554 nucleotides. RefSeq names its product galacturonosyltransferase 7 (gene GAUT7). Gene Ontology annotation, molecular function: polygalacturonate 4-alpha-galacturonosyltransferase activity. NCBI's taxonomy places the organism in Eukaryota, Viridiplantae, Streptophyta, Magnoliopsida, Lamiales, Lamiaceae. The record is from RefSeq and is a predicted model, not a curated record.